AUGCCACCGUUAUCAACUGGAAGGGGAGUAAAUGUGAUAACGGGGGGGCCCGUGCAUGGAGGAACAAUCAGUGGGGCAAAGAAGCACCUAUCUGAGCACCGUCAUAUAGUGUAUGCCUUAGAUGUCGAUAACCGUCCUCGGCCAGAUUCAAUCCCUGAUGUGGUGUUUAUAGAUGAGGAUGCAAGGGGAAUUGUCUUCCCUCAUGAUGAUCCGCUGGUAUUGCUAACAAAGAUAAACGGAGCUGACAUUAAGAGAGUUUUGGUUUAUGGGGGCAGCUCGACAAAUGUUCUGUUUAGGAAGGCCUUUGAUGAAAUGAUGAUUGGAAGAAAAUAUUUGAAGCCGGUAUCUUAUCCGAUCAUUGGGUUUAAUGGAUCAACAGUGAGACCGGAAGGAAGCAUAGUUCUACCAGUGCGGCUAGGUGAAGGGCCAACAUCAAGGGAUGUGAUGUAA
This is a messenger RNA of Chenopodium quinoa (quinoa), 450 nucleotides long. RefSeq lists its product as uncharacterized. Bases 1 to 450 code for a protein of 149 amino acids. The record is from RefSeq and is a predicted model, not a curated record. Lineage: Eukaryota; Viridiplantae; Streptophyta; Magnoliopsida; Caryophyllales; Amaranthaceae. The transcript has a single exon.